AUGACAACUCGAGCAUCGGCACGCCAGGCCGCACAGAAGGCCAAGGAAGCCAUCACCAACAUGAUGGGAGGCGGCGGAAGUGGAGGCGGCUCUUCUGAAUCUAAGCACGAAGCUCAGGUACAGCAGCCACCUCAGCCCUCUCAGCCCAACAAACAAGCAGAUAUCCAGGAACAUGAACCGCCGAGAGAGGACAGUGCAGGCCCGUCGAUGGGUGGGAUGUCUGCCACGAAACCAGUUGAACAGAGGAUGCCGGGCGGUAUUCCCGGAACACACGAUCCAGUCGACCCUUUCUUCCCUCCAGCUCAUGAGCUUGGGUCCGUCCCUAGGCCAGCCCCACAUGACCUACCGGAAGUUCAACCAAUCCCCAGAGACUCCAGGAUGGGCAGUAUCCCAGGAACCAGCUAUAGUGUCGAACAGCCUGCCGAGGCUGGAUUGUACAAGGAGUCUGGCGUUCGCAAAUCGGAAGUGAGGGAGAGUGCCGUCUCAUCCAGUAUCAAGGAAAAGGGCAUCAUCUACUUCUUUUUUCGGCCGCGUGUCAACAUAGAAGAUCCGCAGGGCAUGGGCGACGUUGCGCGGAGUUUCUUCGUGCUUCGUCCUACUCCCCUCGGUGCAGACUUGGAUGAUGAUCAGGGGCCAAUGGAUAAGGAUGCCCGGUGUCGCUUGGUGAUGCUUCCGAAAAAAAAGUUUCCUACCUCAGCCAAGGAAAGGGACAUGGCAUUCGUGGAGAAAGCAGAGCAAUCGGUCAUAGAUCUCCAAGAUAGCUUCAUCGCGGGUAGCACAUACCAGACUGAUACUCAGGGUGAACGUACCAUUGAAGAGGCCAGACCCUAUGCAGAAGGAGUUUAUGCGAUCACAUCAUCGAAACAUGCAUCCCAUCUCGCUUACCAAAUGACCAUCCCUACCAAACUAGGUGAAAUUCAAGAGAACUUUGGUCUUUGCCAGCGAGGAAGCUGGAUCGUGCAAUCAAAAAAUCCAAAGUUCCCUGGUCCACCUCUUGGUCAACCACCCAAGGAUGUUGAUUACCCUGAAUCCCUGCUCGAGAAAUUCGGCGAUCUCAGAUGGAUUCCUCUUGAACCUGAAUUCAUCAAUUACCCCAAUGCACAAAUCCUGAUGAUCGGGGGCGAAAUGGACAGAUGGGGCAAAGCGGCGACAGCUGAAGGGCAUAAGCAGGCAGAUGAGCCAGAGCCUGGACAGGAGAUAGAGAAACUCGCCGAAGAAAAUGAACACCGAAUCGAGCAUCUACGGGGCAACGAAACGGUGUUCCAGGAUCUUGGCAUGUGUGCAGAUCACUACCACGCCCUUCCCACCACAUGGAGCGGUGUUUAA
Messenger RNA from Penicillium verhagenii, 1326 nucleotides. RefSeq lists its product as uncharacterized. The record is from RefSeq and is a predicted model, not a curated record. The coding region runs from base 1 to 1326 and encodes 441 amino acids. The transcript has 3 exons. Lineage: Eukaryota; Fungi; Ascomycota; Eurotiomycetes; Eurotiales; Aspergillaceae.